Molecule: messenger RNA, 1983 nt
Organism: Rosa rugosa (rugosa rose)
Lineage: Eukaryota; Viridiplantae; Streptophyta; Magnoliopsida; Rosales; Rosaceae
Product: L-type lectin-domain containing receptor kinase VIII.2-like
Exons: 2
Coding region: 1-1893 (630 amino acids)
Biological process (GO): protein phosphorylation
Cellular component (GO): plasma membrane
Molecular function (GO): carbohydrate binding; ATP binding; protein kinase activity
Source: RefSeq, a predicted model, not a curated record
AUGGAUUCCCUACCAUGCUUAUGGUGGAUAUGGUUAAUCAUUUCAAUCACCUUUCUUGCAAAACAAGAAACCCAACUUCUAGCACAUAACCACCAAAAACGACCUACAACAAAUGUAGCCAAGCACCUUCACUUCCCAAGUUUUCACCCAAGUAAUCCUGAAUUGAAAUGCCUUGGAAAUGCAGUCAUCUCAGAAGAGAAGGGUGUGAUUCAAAUACCUCAUGCAUCAUUAGAAGUUCAACCCCAGACAUACCAAGUAGGCAGAGCUCUUUAUUCUUCUCAUAUACGCCUAUUUGAUCCAAUGACUCUAACCCCAGCUUCUUUCCAAACAACCUUCUCUUUCCAAUUCACCAACUCCACCACAAAUCGCAGUGGAAAUGGCCUAGCCUUUGUCAUCGUCCCGGAUGAAUUCACCACUGGAAAACCAGGCCCAUGGCUUGGUAUUGUCAACGAUGCAUGCAACCAUUACAAGGUCUUUGCAGUUGAAUUUGACACUAGCCAUGACCUACAGUUUGGUGAUCCCAACGAUGAUCACGUUGGGAUCAACCUAGGAACCAUUGUGUCCUUCAAAACCGCAAAUUCGUCCGAGGCUAGUGUUUCUCUCCAUAAUCACACGGUAGUCCACCGGGUUUGGAUCACCUACGAUGGAUAUCUUAGGUGGAUCACCCUCCAUCUGGGGAUAGACGGCGACCCUAAGCCCUCACAACCUCUACUAUCUUCAUCUUUAAAUCUUUCUCCAUUUCUUGAAGAAUACAUGUUUGUUGGGUUCUCUGCUUCCACCGGAGACUCAUCCCAGAUCCACAAUAUAUUCUCAUGGAACUUUUCGUCGACAGUUCCAGCUUCUCUUCCAAUCCCAUCACCCAAAAUUUGUCACAGAAAUGUAAAACACCAGGUCUCCAAGUACUCAAAAACAGGCCAAAGGGCGCCACCAAGCGGUUUCUUGAUCUUUGUGACUUUAUUGGGAUUGUGUAGUUUGGCUUUUCUUGGUUUCUACUUCAGCAGUCAGAGAAACAAGAGCAGCUCGGAGGAGGCGUUUUCAAGAUUCCUUGAAAGGAGGAAAAGGCCAAUGCUUCCAAGCAAACCUCGCAAGUUUACAUUUACAGAGCUUUACAGUGCAACGCAACGUUUCAGCAGAGUCCAUGUAUUGGCAAGUGAUGCUAGUGGUGUUUUGUAUAGAGGGACGCUCACUAAUGGGUAUCAUGUUGCCGUGAGGCGGUUCUCAACUCGGUUUUUGGGUUCCUCGAGCUCGCGCUUUGAUUGGGUCCGAGUUAAGAAAAGAAUCAAUGAAAUAACUCAGGUGGUAGCUCACCCAAGUCUACCGAUUAUACGAGGGUGGUGCUGUGAAAGCGGAGAGGCCAUGAUCGUCUACGAUCAUUACCAGAACGGAAGCUUGGACCGAUGGCUGUUUGGGCUUGGAACACUCCCAUGGACGUGGCGGUUCAAGCUCAUCAAAGACAUAGCAGAAGCUCUAAGUUUCCUCCACUCCAAACAACUCGCUCACGGAAACUUAAACACAAGCACUAUCUUCCUCGACGUGAACUACCGGGCCGUUGUUGGAGACUACCGGUUCGGAUUCUUUUCGGGCGAGUCGGGUCGAGAUGACCCGGUUUCUGGUAUGAGAGCGGAUGUGUUCGGGUUUGGAAUGUUGAUUUUGGAAAUUGUAACUGGUAAAAAAGAGGAGGAGGUUGGAGAUGAAGAGGUGGGUCUUUCAGGGUUUGUAGGGGAAAUGCAUGGGAAGGGAGAGAUGGUGAAGGUUGUGGAUGAGAGAUUGGGAGACCGGGUUAACUGGGAGGAAGCGUGUCGGGUUUUGAAAAUUGGGCUGAGUUGCACCACUGCGAGUUGUAGCAGGCCCAACAUGAAUGAGGUGUUGCAGUGCCUCACUAAUGCACACUAGUAAUGGAUGACUCCUGCCUGCACUGUUGCAUAUUGAGAAAACUUGGGAAAUUGUUCAAAAAAGAGAAAACUUGGGAAAAAUAUUAGAAAA